Molecule: messenger RNA, 1698 nt
Organism: Paramisgurnus dabryanus
Lineage: Eukaryota; Metazoa; Chordata; Actinopteri; Cypriniformes; Cobitidae
Gene: micu3b
Product: mitochondrial calcium uptake family, member 3b
Biological process (GO): mitochondrial calcium ion homeostasis; calcium import into the mitochondrion
Cellular component (GO): uniplex complex
Molecular function (GO): calcium ion binding
Source: RefSeq, a predicted model, not a curated record
UCGCGAUGCGUGAACGCAAUCUGACCGCUGUGAGAGAGUCAUGAUGGCCGCCGUGCGUCGGGCUUUAGCUCUGCGAAACAAAUUCACCCUUAAUGGUUUGAACAUUUACUUUAACAACAGAUAUUUCUUGAACGACAGAUCUCUUUUGAAGCGUAUAGGGACCGGACUGUGUAUCACUGUCGGUGGAUUCGCUGUGUAUUACCAACACAGUUCAACGUCUGAACGUGGAUACGGGGCGAGCGGUCUGCGUGCGUUUAUUUCUCAGCUCCCAGCGGUGGAUGCAAAAGAAAGGGUCAGUGCAUCAGCUGAAGAUGAAGAGGUGUCUAUAUCAGCCCAUGAGCACAGGUUCAGGCUCUUUAGCUCACUGGAGUAUGAUGGGCAGCUCUACAUGACCCCUCUGGAUUUCAUUGAGUCCAUCACCAUGAGUGAACCAAAGAAAAAGAGAUUUUGGAAAUCUCUUACAAAACAGGAUAUAGACAAGAUACUGUCUGACACUCCACCUGUUCGUAAAGGAUCUUCAAGAUUUUUCAGAAACCUGCGGGAAAAAGGCAUCAUCGCUUACACAGAGUAUCUGUUUCUGCUUUGCAUUCUGACAAAGCCACAUGCAGGUUUUAAAAUAGCUUUCAACAUGUUUGAUGCAGAUGGCAAUGAAAUGGUGGAUAAGAGGGAAUUCAUGGUGCUUGAGGAAAUAUUCCGUAAGAAAAAUGACAAGAAAAAGGAACGUGCAGGAGAUCCUGACAGUUUGUCUCAACUGAGUGUGGAACUGUACGGAUAUCAAGGCUCCGUCAGCAGUAAUGUGCUUAAAAAAGAACAGCCUCAGUCUGAGCCCAGACAUUUCUGGGAUCUUCUGAGGCAGGGUGCAAGAAUAGUUCUCUUUUCAGAUCUGACAGAGCACGAACCAGAAAAUGUCACAGACACAACUCUGCUAGUCCAUUUCUUUGGGAGAAAGGGCAAAAGUGAACUCAACUUUGAUGAUUUCUACAGAUUUAUGGACAACCUGCAGACAGAGGUCCUUGAGAUUGAGUUCCUCAGCUAUUCCAAGGGAAUGACCACCAUCAGCGAGGAGGACUUUGCGCGUAUCCUGCUACGUUACACCACGGUGGAGAACAUUACUGGCUACCUCGAGAAUGUGCGUCAAAGCAUACCAGACGAGAAGGGUAUCACCUUUGAGGAGUUUAGGUCCUUCUUUCAGUUCCUCAACAAUUUAGAGGAUUUUACCAUUGCCAUGCAGAUGUACAACUAUGCACAUCGUCCAAUUGGACAAGAUGAGUUUGCCCGUGCAGUCUAUGUGGCCACUGGACUAAAGCUCUCACGUCAUCUCGUGAACACUGUUUUCAAGAUCUUUGAUGUCGACCAUGAUGACCAGCUAAGCUACAAAGAGUUCAUUGGUAUUAUGAAGGACCGGCUGCACCGUGGCUCAUGGGGUUACAAAGGUGAAGAGAGAUUCACAUCCUUUAAAGGCUGUAUGAAGAAGGAGCUCAGUGGCAAAUAGGUAAAAGUCCCGCUCAGUGUUUCUCUCUGAAAUCACAGUAAGGACAAUGUCAUGUUGGAUGAAAGUUCUCAGUGACUUAAUUCUGUUAUCUACCAGACCUGUGUCCAAUUAGAUUAACACUUGCUACCUCUUUGGCCUAUAGUAACAGUUUGUAACUCGUCAGGCAUUUUUAACUCUAUUAAAGCCAUGAACUAAAGGGUACAACA